UAUGACGCCUAGCGUAUAAACUCUUUUCCUCCAUCUCUCUCCUCUUCGUAAAAACCCACAAGUAGUCUUAUCUCCAUUUGUGUUUGACUAUUUUCUUUACAAAAUUCAGAAAACGAGUAGUCAAGUUCAAUACAAAAAGGUCAACCAUUGGGGUUUUGACUUUUCAGAGAGAAUCCAACCGAUUCAUGGUCGUGUGGCGUGUAAGGUUGCACUUGUCGCCGCCAUGAAUUCUGCUUCGCAUGCGGAAAAAACUACACUCCUCUGUUUUUACGACGCCCAAGUAACCAACUUUUCAUUAAGAUGGAAUGACAUUCCUGAUGUGUUGCGUCUGUCAUUUACGUCCCUUGCAAGAUCACUGUCAAUGUACCCGGUUACAAUGUCUUCUUCACUCCCUUGGUGUAUAGAUUAAGCAAUAGUCAAUGGUUCCUUUAAUAUAUCUCAGAAUGUGUUCCACUGCUCAUAGAUGCUUGACUGUGGGUCUCUCCAUGAAUCGACUUACAACCCCGACAACAUAAAAGAUGUCGGGUCGAGUGUGUGUGAGAUAUCUUAAAUCUUCAAUGAUGUUCCUAUACUCUAUGGGAUUUACCGGGUCUCCCUCUUCAUCUUUUGUUAGCUCUAACCUGGAUUCAAUUUGAUAUUUGCAUGAGUUGCACUCAGCCACGCCUGCCUUUUCCAAGAUAUUUUUCGCAUAUCCUGUUUGCUUUAGCGUAAUACCAUCUUUAUGUUGACCCACUUCAAUACCCAGGUAGCAUGACAAAGAGCCGAGGAUUUCUCAUUGGCUUUAACAUUUGGCUAAUGACAUAUAAGAACGAUACGAAAGCAAAUUUAGGUCUCUCAGUCGAUAUUACUAACCAGUGGCAGAAUAGUAAUAUGGCUGCAGGUGCAGGUGCAAAUGCAAAUUCAAGGGAAGAUAUGAUGCCUUUUGUGGGGUCCGAUACAUUAGCCGAGCUAGUUUGGUCUCCACGAACAGGUUUAACCAUUAAAAUUGUCGAGAAGAAACCGUGUUUUAUGUGGGAUGUUGGCCCAAGCGAUAUUAGUGGUUCACAACACCAAAGUGCAUCCGAACAAUUAUCUAACCAGGUAUCCGAAGAGGAAAUGGCUAGACAUGUUGAUGGGUCAGAUUCUGAUAAUAAAUCACCUUUGAAAAUUGAACCUUUGACUCAGUGUGAGCCUCAAGAACAUGUUGAAAAGGGUAAUGUUACAAUUGAAAAAGAUGGUUGCAUUAACGACCCUUUUCUUGAAAAUACCCAAGAUGAGAAACACAAGGUUGAUAGCCAUGGAAGCAUAGAAAGUUGCAAAAGUGGUAAUUUGUUGACUAAAAGGAAGAGGAGAGUGAGCUUUGAACAACAAUUGGUUCUUGGAACUAGUGGAAUAAAGAAGCAACGCCAUGUUGGAAAUGAUGUUUCUUUCAUGAACUGGAUAUCAAAUAUGUUGAAAGGUUUAAAAUCCCAAGAGAAUCAAAGUGUUUGUGACAAAACUCAGAGUUUAGAGAGCCGAAAAAUGGGAUUUCAAAGUGUUUUUCGCUCUCUCCCUUUACAAGAUGUGAAGGCACAUGAACCAAUAACACAAGUUGACAAAUGUAAUCAUGAAUCCCUCGAUUUUCUAAAUAUAAAAAAGAAAGAGGUCAAGGGUGUUGUGAAACAUAUAAGUUUGUAUGAAAGAGUAACUAAAGAAGCACCAAAAGAUAUCUUUGACACUAUAAGGAGGCUUAGGUUAUCACGUACAGAUAUCCUCAAGUGGAUGAAUUCCGGAUUCUCGUUUUCACAUUUAGAUGGGUAUUUUCUACGUUUACGGGUUGCCAAAUGGGCAGAAGGAGCAGGGGGAUCAAGGUACUAUGUUGCAUGCAUAACAGGAUUACAAGGAGAAAACCCAUGGAGAGGUCUGAAGCAACCUAUUCCUGUUAAAGUUGGAGGUGUUGAAUGCUUGGUAGAAAGUCAAUAUGUCUCUAAUUGUGAUUUUCUUGAGGACGAACUUGUAACAUGGUGGCAAAAAGCGUCGACAAAUAAAGGGACUCCAUUUGUGAAAGAUUUGUACUCAAAGUUAGCUGAGAGGAAAACAUUGGGUUUGUAGUUCAUGAAAACAACGCAAAGGAACGUGUGUGUAGAAUUUUCUUACACAUUUUGGUUUUUUGCACUGGAUUAUUGUGCAUAUGUUUACAUGUUACACGUUAACACAACAACUAUUACUAUGCCCAAUUCCCAUUAGGUCGUGGGGGUAAGGGGAGAAGUUUGAUGUACACAUCCAUACGUCCACCUGAGGGGUAGAGAACUCCUUCCAUAAGUGAUUUUCAACAACGAAGUGUGCUUUUACGUGCGACUUAAAAGGGAUUUUGGUUGUCACGGCAAUAAAGUGUCUUUUUUUUUUUGUUUGUUUACUUGCUUAUCUGAGAGAAAAUUACAUUGUAAUAGAUAAUUGAAGUUUAAUGGUUUUGGAUUGUAGUUCCCGAAAGUUAUCAGUAUGAAAAUAUAUUUAAAUUGAACAAAA
Messenger RNA from Lactuca sativa (garden lettuce), 2484 nucleotides. NCBI's taxonomy places the organism in Eukaryota, Viridiplantae, Streptophyta, Magnoliopsida, Asterales, Asteraceae. The record is from RefSeq and is a predicted model, not a curated record.